Molecule: messenger RNA, 702 nt
Organism: Colletotrichum acutatum
Lineage: Eukaryota; Fungi; Ascomycota; Sordariomycetes; Glomerellales; Glomerellaceae
Product: Rieske [2Fe-2S] iron-sulfur domain-containing protein
Exons: 1
Molecular function (GO): 2 iron, 2 sulfur cluster binding; iron ion binding
Source: RefSeq, a predicted model, not a curated record
GGUUUAGCAAUGUCACUUUUCAAGAACUACUUCGGCCUCGGCGGCUCCAAGCCUACUGCCCAGGAUGAGAAGACCCCUGUCAGAGCCCUUCCUGCCUCCUGGUACACCUCUCAAGAAAUGUACGAGCUUGAACGCCGUGCCAUCUUUUCCAGAAAGUGGCUCCUUACUACACACAAGGCCAGAAUCCCCAACCCGGGUGAUUGGGUCCGCUACGAUGUUGCCGGCUACCAAUUCAUCAUUGUCCAAGACCGAAAGGGAAACAUCAAUGCUAUGCAUAACAUUUGCCGGCACCGAGCAUUCCCCGUUGUGACUAAGGAAGAGGGAAACAGCUACGUCUUCUCCUGCAAAUACCAUGGCUGGUCCUACGGUCUGGCAGGCAACCUGGCCAAGGCCCCUGGUUACCAGGAGCUCGCGGGCUUCGACAAGUCUCAGAACAACCUUUUCCCCAUCCACGUUCACGUCGACCGCAACGGUUUUAUCUGGGUCAACCUUGAUGCUGCCGAGAAGCCCGAGAUUGCGUGGAACGACGAUUUCCUCGGCAUCGACGAACAGGAGAGAUUCGAGCAUUACAACUUUGAGGACUACGUCUUUGACCACCACUGGGAGAUGGAGGGAGAGUGGAACUGGAAGAUCCUGGCCGACAACUACAACGAGUGUUACCACUGCCCGACCGCCCACCCAGAUAUCCCCUCCAUCGCAGAC